Molecule: messenger RNA, 1182 nt
Organism: Aspergillus alliaceus
Lineage: Eukaryota; Fungi; Ascomycota; Eurotiomycetes; Eurotiales; Aspergillaceae
Product: major facilitator superfamily domain-containing protein
Exons: 4
Coding region: 1-1182 (393 amino acids)
Biological process (GO): transmembrane transport
Molecular function (GO): transmembrane transporter activity
Source: RefSeq, a predicted model, not a curated record
AUGUUCGGCAAGUUGUACCACCUUUUCUCGAUUAAAUACGUGUUCCUUGCCUCGGUGGCUACCUUCGAGAUAGGGUCGUUGAUCGCCGGCGCAGCACCUACAUCUGCUGCGCUGGUUCUGGGACGAGCCGUGUCUGGGGUAGGCGGCGCGGGGAUCAUUUCAGGGCUCUUCACUAUGGUAGUGCAGAGCUUUCCGCUUCAUCGGCGUCCUUUCUUUACUGGCAUCGCGGUUGGGGUUGAAGACCCUCAGAAGAAUACUCGUGUGGAUCUUCCAUGGAGAGCAAAGCUUCGAGGGCUUGAUCUCCUGGGAACGAGCGUAUUUGUGCCCGCUAUUACAUCCCUAUUAUUGGCCCUUCAGUGGGGAGGCUCUAAAUAUGGAUGGCGCAACGCACGGAUUAUUGUUCUCAUCGCACUGACGGUCGUUCCUUUGGGAGCAUUCAUAUGGAAGGAAAAGAAGAAGGGCGAUAAUGCACUGCUUCCCGGACGAAUCAUGCGGCGUUGCAGCUUACUCGCAGGUAUGUGGUUCUCCUUCUGCAACAACUCCACGCUCUCUGUCUUCAAGUACUAUAUGCCAACUUAUUUUCAGGUCGUUCGCGGCACAUCCGCGACGGCAUCAGGUGCGCUGAGCCUCCCCAUCGCGAUCGGCGUGCCUCUAGCCGUCUUCUGUGGAAGCUCGGCCACCAGUCUCCUGGGAUACUAUACCCCCUUCAUGAUCGUUACCGGGAUACUGACGCUCAUUGCGGCGGGCUUACUGACAACGUUGUCGGUGAAGCAGUCUCUAACCUCUUUCCUCUGCUACAAAGCUCUCCUAGGCAUAAGAGCGGGUGUAGGUUUUCGAGGCCCCCAGGUCGCCGUGCAGACCGUUCUAUCAGUCAAGGACUCCCCGAUAGGCAUUGCCAUAAUCAUUUUCGCCCAGAACUUCGGCCCGGCCCUCUUCGUCUCUAUCGCACAGACCGUUUUUACUGGACAACCGCUUGCUCGUGUGGGGUCAAUCUUACCCAACCUAGACGCCUACCCGUUGUCGGCCAUGGGAAUGAUUGAUUUGGAGAAGUAUGGUCCUCCCGCCGAUAUGGACCGGGUGAUUGAGGGGUAUGAUAAGGCGUUGACGACGGCUUUCUUUCUCCCUGUUGGGUUGGCUUGUGUUAGCAUGAUUGGGGCCUGGGGAUGGGGUGGAGGAGUGUAA